CGAAGAGCAUUAUUACAAACUAAAUCGAUUUGUCCUAACGCUUUGCGGAUUAUGGCCCUAUCAAAGCAAAUGGAGCGCUUGUUUAGGGAGGGCUAUUGUCACUAUUGUAUUGCUGUCAUCUAUAAUUUUUCAGCUAUCGAGCAUUUUUACGUCUAAUAUCACCGCGGACUUCAUGGUCGAUGUGAUACCAGCACUUUUACCUACAAUAGGUAGCCUGAGCCACGUGUACGCCCGUGUCAGACAUGUAGACAAACUUAGGGAUCUACUAAAACGUAUACGGAACGAUUGGAAAUUACGAAAAACACGUUACGAGCUCAGCCUCAUGCACGAGCAUGCCGAGGCUUCGAGAUUAUUUUCAUUAUUCUAUUUCAUUCUGCAGUAUAUAAUCGCGAUAGGGUACAACACAUGGCUGUUCCUGCCGGAUAUUCUCGACGCUAUAUCACCCAUGAAUGAGUCCCGUCCGCGAAUACAGCCUUUUAAAGCUGAGUUCUUUAUCGAUGAGGAACGAUACUCUUCCCUCACUCGAUCCCACACAUGCAUGGUGAUAUUUAUAGUACCAAUGAUCUUACUUGCCAAUUCCACUCUGUUUAUGCUUCUUUCGCAACAUGCUUGCGGAAUGUGCGAGAUGCUGGGAUUCAUUGGUAUGAUUGAAAUUUAUCACACAGUACCGUUUUUAUUGGACGUCCUAGGAUUCGUGCUUUCGGUGAGCCUUGCGUUAGCGCAGAUGCUAACCAUUGCCGGCGAUAUUGAACGAGCCUUCAGAUCUACCUCUGUCUCUGUUGUAUCAUUGAUGUAUCUAUUCAUAUUUAAUUACAUGGGACAAAGAAUCACGGAUGCGAGCUCAAGCAUAUGCGAGAAGGUGUGA
This is a messenger RNA of Wasmannia auropunctata (little fire ant), 865 nucleotides long. RefSeq lists its product as uncharacterized. The coding region runs from base 173 to 865 and encodes 230 amino acids. Gene Ontology annotation, biological process: sensory perception of smell; detection of chemical stimulus involved in sensory perception of smell. Gene Ontology annotation, molecular function: odorant binding; olfactory receptor activity. The record is from RefSeq and is a predicted model, not a curated record. Gene Ontology annotation, cellular component: plasma membrane. NCBI's taxonomy places the organism in Eukaryota, Metazoa, Arthropoda, Insecta, Hymenoptera, Formicidae. The transcript has 6 exons.